This is a messenger RNA of Syngnathoides biaculeatus (alligator pipefish), 1663 nucleotides long. It is a transcript of the gene samd7, whose product is annotated as sterile alpha motif domain containing 7. Gene Ontology annotation, molecular function: protein binding. Bases 24 to 1607 code for a protein of 527 amino acids. The transcript is spliced from 8 exons. NCBI's taxonomy places the organism in Eukaryota, Metazoa, Chordata, Actinopteri, Syngnathiformes, Syngnathidae. The record is from RefSeq and is a predicted model, not a curated record.
CGUGGUGGCCGGCGGAGCGUACGAUGACCCCCCGCGAGCAACUGAGGAAGAUGACGGCACUCGGGGAGCAGGGAGCCUUGGACGAGAAACACUGGUACCGCCUGGUCAACGGCAUGUCGGCAAACGACCUGCGGCAGAGGCAGGAGAUGAUCAUGAGGAACCAGAUGGCCAUGGCGCCGCAGAUCCUGGCCCAGGGCCAGCAGAGGUUGCAGGGGGUGCCGACGCCGUUCGAACCGCGCUUCAUGGAAAGGGAGUUGGUCCCUCCGGCCGAGAUGGUGGCGCCCGACGGCAGGCCCGUGCACUUGGGGCCGCACCUGGGCCCCCCUCUGGCGCCGCAUGCCGCAGUCCUACCGGGGAGAAACUUUCCAGGAGCAGCCGGCUAUGGCUUCCUGCCCUCGGAACCCAUGGAAACGGUUGCCCGGCGACAGGAGCUCAUUCACAAGCAAAACAUGGCCAGGAUAGAGAUGAACGCCAUUCUACAUCAGAAAGAACUGGAGAACGCCCACCAAAAGGGCAUGAUGGGCAUGGAGAACCCCAUGUCCUACCCUCCCAACCCCAUGGCCUUCAGGGGUCGGCAGCGCAUGCCCGAGGCCCACGACGUCUUUGUCCACCGGCCCACCCUGGACGACCUUCACUCCAACAGCAUCCUCAUGUCGACCAGCCCCUAUCCACCGAUCGGCUCGCUCCACAGAGAACGGGGCCGGCGGGUGGGCAGGCGCCCCACGGCCCACAAGAGCGCCGACCAUCCCGUCGGCCACGUGAAGGGCCCGGCUGAGGACAAGAGCGUGGAGCGGAGUCCGGGCUGCGUGUCCGGCGGGGAGGAGAAGGAGGUGGAAGUGAAGGGAGACGUGGGGGAGGAGUGCUCCGCCGGCAAAACGCCCCACCAGGCCAAAGCGGAGUCGGAAACAGCUGCGGGAGGCAGGAAGUGCUACAAAGAGGGGGAGGCCAACUUGCGGAAGGGCGGCGCUCCAGACCAAUGCCCAGACGCCAGCAGCAGCAGCGUAGCCAACGACAAGGACGCUCCCAACCAGUGUGGCGCCUUCCAAGAGAAGUUCAUGUUCCCCUCGGGGGGGAUGCCUUACAUGUUCCCUGUGGGCGGGAACGGCUUCCUUCCACCUGCUCCUCCCAAUCUCUUCCUAAAUGGUGACGAGGUCUCCGAGGACAUCAGAAAGUGGAGCGUCAACGACGUUUGCAACUUCAUCAGCAACAUCCCCACGUGUUCAGAGUACGCCCAGACCUUUAAAGACCACAUGAUCGAUGGCGAGACACUGCCGCUGCUCUCUGAGGAACAUUUGCUGGACACGCUGGGCCUGAAGCUGGGGCCUGCUCUGAAGAUCCGCUCACAGGUGUCAAGGCGCAUGAGCAGCAUGUUAUACAUGAUGAACCUGCCGCUCCCCGCCGGCCCCCUGCAGGCCGCCCCCGACAAGCCGGGCGACCGUUCGUCCGAGAUGGGCUCCCCGGUGAACUGCAACAGCGAGGAGAUGAUGAUGAUGGCGGCGGCGGCGAGCCCCCGGGAGCCCGCCGACGUCCUCAAACCCGCCGAUCACCUCGGCGAGCCGGGCAACAAUUCCCCUCGCGCCAAAGAGUUGAGCGCCGAACACGUCUGAACGCCGCAAGCAGCGCGGUCGGUUAACGAUGGACAUGCGUCAAGUGGAUCGGCGGC